CACCGACCGACCAUGCGGCUCACGAUUCUGGCGCUCUUCGCGCUCGUGUUUGCCGUCUCGGCGCUGGCCUGGGACAAGAACGACUAUGAGAUCUUUGAUCUCGUGAGCGCGCUGCAGGCGUCCGAGGGCAAAGGAACCACCUUCUACUCGGUCCUCGGGCUCGAGACCUCUGCGACCACGCCGGAAAUCACAAAGGCCUACCGCCGCAAGUCGCUCCAGUGGCACCCGGACAAGAACCCCGGCGUCAAGGACAUUGAGGCGCGGUUUGCGCGUCUCGGUGUGAUUGCGCAGAUCCUGCGUGAUGGCGAGAGAAGGGAGAGGUAUAAUUUCUUCCUCAAGAACGGCGUGCCCACCUGGAAGGGCUUCGGCUACGCGUACACGCGCUGGCGCCCCGGACUCGGCUUCGUCUUCACCUUCCUGGCGGUGCUGACGGCGGGCAUGCACUACAUUGUCCUGCGGCUCAACUAUGCGCGCGACGUGCGCCGCGUCGAGUACUUCAAGACGACGGCGCAGCGCCUCGCGCGCGGCGCGCAGGGACGGCGCAAGGUCAAGGUGCCGAUGGUUGAGGGCGCUGUUGGCGGCGAGGGGCUCGAGCUGGUCGUUGAUGGCGAGGACGUGUUCUUGCCCCACGACGACGGAUCCCUCGCCUACCUCGACGAGCUGGCGACCCUGCCGUCCGUCCUGCGCACCUGGCCCUUCCGCCUCAUCAUCGGCACGUACCGCCGCUUCGUGCCGGCCAAGGAGGAGGCGUACGACGAGGGCGAGGACGAGGACGAGGACGAGGACGACAACACCGAGGCGACCAACGGCUUCGAGGUGCCCGACCCCGACACGCCGACGCCUGCCCCCCGUCCCCGUGGCCGCGCGGCCGAGCUCCGUGCCCUCCGCCAGAAGAAGAGCAAGGCCGCCAAGGGCAAGGGCGGCAGCAGCGGACGCGAGAGCGGUGACUCGACCCCCGCCGAGUCGACCGCCGCCGAGGACUCGGAGGCCGACGCUAAGCGCAAGCCUGGCGCUGGCAAGGCCGCCGGCGCGCGCCGUCGCAAGCUCGCUAUGAAGAAGUAG
Vanrija pseudolonga is the source of this 1062-nucleotide messenger RNA. It is a transcript of the gene SPAC2E1P5.03, whose product is annotated as putative J domain-containing protein. NCBI's taxonomy places the organism in Eukaryota, Fungi, Basidiomycota, Tremellomycetes, Trichosporonales, Trichosporonaceae. Gene Ontology annotation, cellular component: endomembrane system. The record is from RefSeq and is a predicted model, not a curated record. The coding region runs from base 13 to 1062 and encodes 349 amino acids. The transcript has 5 exons.